This is a messenger RNA of Moneuplotes crassus, 304 nucleotides long. Lineage: Eukaryota; Ciliophora; Spirotrichea; Euplotida; Euplotidae. The record is from the annotation of a GenBank genome assembly.
UUUAUAAAUAAUAUUGUUGCAGACAGAUAUGCCUUUCUACAAAACAAGCCACAAGAUCUUACUAGGAUUGACUAUUUUCUUCGCAUUCAUUGCUUUUAUCUCAAGAAACGACACCUUUAAAUACUGGAUUGUUCCAACCCUCACCUUUGGAAUGUUCUACCUAGUUGAUCUCAUGUUCUUCGGCGCAAAGACAUUUGAGUAUGAACCAGAUUAUAAUAAUUGGAAGGCUAAAUGCGAAGAUGAGGACUAAUUGAUAAUAUGUCAUAAUUAUUGCACCUAAGCAGCCAGUUGGAACAAUAUUUUA